CGUCGCUGCGCGGAGCGCGGGCGCAAACUUUUGCCCCGGUGUUGGGAAAGGACAGGGGCUCGCUCUCGAUGAAACUGCAUAUUAGAGAAACCCUUCAAACACUGAGGAGUUAAUCUUCACAACUCUUGGCAGCAGCUUCUGGUACUCCCAUGUAGUAUUUGUGUCUAUUUACUUUAGUGGAUCAGUGCCUUGAAGGGACCAGCCUUCACUACCAGAAUAUGGUGACUGAGGAGUUCUGGAAGUUGUCUGAAAAGGCUCAAUGCACUAUGGAUAUCUUAUUGAACCUGGACUGAUGUGUUCGCUAUUUGGGGAUUUGUAUUGCACAUCUUUAGGAGUGCGACCAUUUGACAAUGAAUGUGAGGUCAUGCAAUAUGAGCCACCGGACAAUGAGUACUUCUCAUAGGCUUGGGAUGGUAAAUGGACUGCAGAUCCCACCAAUCAGAGUUAAUGCAGGACCUCCUCCCUCUUCCUCUAACAGUUGCACCCCAAGCCCAGCUAUUGGAAACCUGUCCACCAAGUCACACUUAAAGAGAUCUGUUGGAGGAGGUGUGGCCCCUCAAAGUAACAUUAUUGAUUCCAGUGUUCACUUCCCUGCUUUAAGUCCCAGGAGACAAAUGGUUGCAAAUGGGAAGCCUUUAUUUCAAGUCCCACAACCUCCAGGGAUGACAGCACCAUCGUUUUUGAAGCCAAAGCAGCAAGAAUUUGGAAACAGCUUCACUUCAAGCACAGUUAAAGGAGGUGUUACCUGUGGACCUCGGUGCAAGUCCAUUGGAAAAAGCAGCUGCAACAAUUUAAUAGUCACCAGCAAUCCAAUGAUGGUUCAGAGACUGGGACCUUUAUCUCCUCCUGCACAACAGGUCUCAACAGCAUGCAACCAAAUGAUCCCUAGCUUGCAAAGGGCUAUGAAUGACGAAAACCCAAAUAUACCUCCAUCUGAUACAAGAUCUCUUAUGUCACGGGAAUCUUUGGCAUCCACCACCUUGAGCCUGUCAGAAAGCCAGUCAAUACAGAGCAUCAAACAAGAGUGGUUUCAUGGCUAUAGGAUUUUUCCUUCUCCCAAUCAAGGCUCCCAAAAUGGCAGUGAGUUAGGUGAUGUCAUGAGUGUCACAUCUGGGAUGUCCAUGUCAAACAGUGUUUCUAGUUCAUUACCCUCUUACCUAUUUGGUGUGGAGACCAAUCGUUCACCUUAUCCUAGUCCUCACCAUUCUUCAACCAGGUCUCAUUCAGCCAAAAAGAGGGCCCUUUCCAUCUCCCCUUUGUCUGAUGGCAUUGGCAUUGACUUCAAUACAAUCAUCCGUACAUCCCCCACCUCUCUUGUUGCUUAUAUAAAUGGUUCAAGGACAUCUCCAUCAAACAUCUCCCCUCAACCUGAGGUCUAUGGCCAUUUCUUGGGAAUAAGGGGAAGUUGUAUCCCCCAGAGUUGCUCUAUUCCAAAUCCUCAAAAAAGGCCUCUUGUGGCUAAUGGCAAUGUCGCCCUUCCAGAUUUCAGUGGAAAUGGCAACACUGAACAACAGCGCAUGCAGCACUUGGAACAAAACAGUUUACAGCCGGUGGUCACAGCCAACAUGGUGGUUCAACAAGGUAUGUCUCUUUUAGACAACCAAUCCAUGGGCAUAAUAAAGAAUGGCCCUGUGGAUGGAUUUUCUGGGAAUUCCAGUCACACACCCUCUGCUUCUCCACUGGUUCCUCCUGUACCAGAUGGUCCACCACCUCCAUACCAUGCACAUCAGCAUGAUCUCAUAAACCAUUCCAGCCAGCUUUCUUUACCAUCAUCUGUCCAAGGCCCCCUCUUAGAUGAGGAUGGUGAACUGGAUGAUUAUAAUAGCAAACACUACUGCCAUUGGAUAGACUGUAGUGCCACCUAUGAUCAGCAAGAAGAGCUUGUGCGUCAUAUAGAGAAAAUUCACAUAGACCAGAGGAAAGGAGAGGAUUUCACGUGUUUUUGGGCUGGGUGCCCUCGAAGAUACAAAUCAUUUAAUGCUCGUUAUAAACUUCUAAUUCAUAUGAGGGUGCAUUCAGGAGAGAAGCCAAACAAAUGUACGUUUGAAGGCUGCAAGAAGGCCUUUUCUAGACUAGAAAAUCUCAAGAUUCACUUAAGGAGUCAUACUGGAGAAAAGCCUUACCUUUGCCAGCAUCCAGGCUGUCAAAAAGCAUUCAGUAAUUCCAGCGACCGAGCCAAGCACCAGAGGACGCACCUGGACACUAAACCUUAUGCUUGCCAGAUUCCUGGGUGCACCAAACGAUACACAGAUCCAAGUUCUCUAAGAAAACAUGUAAAGGCCCAUUCAUCCAAAGAACAGCAGGCCAGGAAAAAGUUGCGUUCCAUUACAGAGCUUGACCAAGACAUUUUCAGUGACUGUCUCACUAUCCAACCUCUCCAGGCACCCACAUCUCCACAUGAUGCUUCUGAUAGCACUGUCCAACAAUCGCCAGGACCAGUGCCUGACAUUUAUCCAGCUGCACUGUUCUCUACUGCUCACUCGAGCCAGAGUGGGACUGCUGCGGACAGCGGGCCCCCAUCACACUCUGUAAGCCACACUUCGCCAGGACAAAAUAUGCAUAGCAGCUCACACAACCUAGCAACCCAGAUGCCCCCUUUCACAACAGGGGACUCAGGAAACGAGAGAUUUUCAGGAUCUGCUUCUUUUUCUUCUCGCCACGCCAGCCCCGGGAGAGUUUCUGUUCUCCCUCCUUCUGUGCAGAAGAGGACACCACCGUCUUCCAACCCCCAGCAACUUGGAGGAAUUCAUUUGAAAGCCUAUGAGCCAUUAACUCGCACCUCUUUUCAGCCAAACAGCAUCCACAUCCAAGGAGUUUAUGGGCAAUUGCAAACUUUCUGUUCCCCCCAUUUCACUGACAAUCAGCAAAACAUACAACAUGUUGGAACUUGUAAUAUGGUCCCUCCUUUUGAAGACUGUCUUGUUCCUACAUCUAUCGGGCAGGCAGGUUUUGAUGUUUUCCACAGAGCAUUUUCAGCACAUUCUGGUAUUACAGUUUAUGACCUUCCAUCCGGACCCACAGGUAUGUUCAGCGAUCCACUCAGCGGUGGGUCUGAUGAUUCAAGCUUCCUUCAGAUAAAUGCUGUAGACCGUUGCCCCAGCCAGCUUUCAUCGGUUUAUACUGAAGGCUGAGGAAGGACUAAGCAACAAUCCUGCAUCGAGUUCUGUUGAGAACCACCACAUUGUAAAUCAUCUUUUCUGGGUCAGAACAGGGGAACUGCUGAAGAGAUAAAGAAAGCAUCACCAGAAACCACUCAGCUUCACAGAUGCAGCUAAUAUAGGGGUUGGGAGAAGAUGUUUCGGGGUUCCACUUCUUCCAGUCAACAGAGCUAGUGGCAAGGAAAGUAACUUUUCCAAGCUCUAGUGAAAAUGUAUUUGUCAAAGUGUGAACAAUUGCUUCUUUAAUUCAACCUUUUCUGUAGCAAAACCACCCCUGAAAGGGAACGAAUAAGAAAACUGCUGGUUGACACAUUUUAAAAUGAAUUGUUGGUAUUUCCCAAAGAGUUUUGUAAAAUACUUUCAAGGAACUCUCUGAAAAUUAGCAACUCCUCUAAGCCUUUUGUAGAAACAGAGCUCCUUGCACAAUGAGACUGUUUUAUGGUGCCUUUGGAAUGUAAGCACCGUUUUCCAGCAAAAGAGGAUGAAACAUUUCCAACAGAUUUCACUGAGACCUUUUCCAGACACAGCAUUUCUUUUGCCAUUUCUUCCGGUCUUCUCAGAAUUUUUCCCAGUGUUUCUUUCGUCUUGUAUUUUGCCCCCCUGAGUUCCCACAUCUUUUACUCCUCCCACCAUUCUUGGUGUAUUUUUUAAUGUGGCUUUGUACUGCUGGGGGUGGGGGUGGAGUUUAGCACUUUGGCACUUCCCAGACAUUAUAGCAGGUAAGUGCAAAUUCAGCCUUGAAGCCCCUGCUCCCUCUCUGGCUGCAAGCUGAUGCUUCUUUGAAGAAGAUGAGGAAACUUGUCCUGCUUUGGGCAGACAUUUACCACAAUUGCAUCUCAGGUGCAGAAUUACCCCAAACACCGGCACACAAACAUAUAUCCUUCUUUCAGCUGUCAUAAUGGAGCAAGCACACCAACAUGCCAGAUACCCCCUUGUAUUUUUCUCUUGUGAUAAGGAAGAAAGGUCCUUAUCACCACCUCCUGAGUAAAGCAAACCAUUUAUUUAUUUACAGGUUUACAAUAAUUGCUCCUUGUAAUAGUUAUAAUUUAUUUUAACAUUUUUUUUGUUACAAUCUUCAGCACAGAGGAUGAGAUGGGGUGUUGUAAAGCACUGAAACAGCUUAGCAUGAGACUAACCUCAGGCUACAUGUCCUGGAAGAGGCAAAAGAAAAUGGCACAAAUGCUGUGUCUGGAAGACCAGACAAUUGAAGCUUGGCACUCAUGCGUGAAAUACAAAAGCAUCUUCUCUACCGCUGCCAGAAAAACGAAGGCUGUCACUGCUUGCUCAGUCCCACAUGCAAGGCUUGUGGCCAGACACACCACGAUGCAAUUCUAAUGAGUUUGUUUGUCAUGGUCCUCAGUUUUAGUCUUUGGAAACUUCUCCACAAUCCUCCACUAAUUAUGCUUGGUAGUUUUAAAGUUGUUGGUAAUUGGAUCCAUGAAAGAACGUUUAGGGAUAGACACAAUCAAAUUGCUUCCGGCUGAAUUUUACGUAAAUUCUUGCAAGGUUUUGUUUGAUUCAUUAGCACCAAUGGUUACAACAGUUGUGUUCCAAGAAGUGAGAACUGCUAUCCCGUCCAUCAUGCCUACAAACAUAAAGUGAUUUUUUUUGUUGUUGCUAAUAGUUUGUGUUUUAUAUGAGAAACUUUUAUCAUGGAACAAAAUAGGCAAAUGUGGAAAUUUAAGAGUGGCUGGACUUAGGUUAACAUGUCUCCAGUAUUAUACCUUUCAAAUUAACAUAUUUUGGUUAAGGUCUAGUUCAUUUCAGGAGCCCUUAAUUGACACUGAAAUAAAACUGAACUGUAUUUAGAGAUCCCUAAUUUUAUCAAGUAUAUGGAUCAAGGCAGGGUGACUUUUCCAGAGUCUUCUUGAUGUACAAAUACUUUCUGAAGCUUUGACUCUUUAGUGCCUUCUGUAAUGACCAUGCAAGGAGUGUAUCCAAAGACAAUAUUUGUUUUACAUAUACAAAAGGGCAUGCUGUGGUUAAAAAAACACAAUCCUAGCCAUAAGCAUACAAUUAUCUAGAGCAAUUGAAAAUAAGAUGUGCCUUAAAAGCCUCCAUAGCUUUCCCUAGCCUUGUGGAGUUGUUGUAUUUAUACAGCACAUUUCUAGUGUGCCUACUUGAGGUAAGCUGCACUCUGUGUGUCGGCUACCAGAUACUGUAUGUCCCAUGCUCUUUCCUAGAAGGAUUCAGAGCAGCUUACAAACAAUGGUCCCCAUCAAAUAGUUCCAAUCAUCCUACCCCGCUUUGUGUUCUUCUGCCCUUGGCCUGCCUAGCUUCAAUAGCAAAAACUUUGUCUCCAACUCUGAAGUAAAAUGUUCAAGAAUCUGUUGCAAUUUUUUUUUGCAAACAUUUGCUCUUACCUGCACUCCAGCAUGAAGACAUUUCAGAAUUUAUUUCAUCCUACUCCAACUGGUUUUCUAAACGGAGCAUUGUACACUACUGGAUCAUUUAGAUAUGGCAUUGUUGCUUUGUUACAAAUGUGGUGCUUUUCUGAUUGCUGUUUAAAGGGAUUCACUGUAAAAUAUUUUUGUAUCAAGAAAUAGCUGGUCAGCAGCCUUAUAUUGGUAUUUAAGAGUCUGUGUCCUUUGUUCAUCUCCAGCAAGUGCAUCUCCAGGAGCAUGCCAUAAUGUUGCACAAUCAACCAAGUCCCUUUGCACUCUUGUAGCACCUCUCCUACAGGCCACUUUGGAUGUAUAUCCUCACAUGUUUCAGAGAAUCCUGUGUUUUACACAGCCAUUAGAGAAGAGCUGUGUAACUGCAGAAGAAAUUUACUAGCACUUUGUGUUGAUAUAGCUCCUUUUUUGCCAUCCUCCUGGAAGCUUUUGCCUGAGAAUAAAAGCUCUUUGGAGACUUGGGAAUAAGCACAGUCCCAAACUGGCUGGAGGUCUGGGCUCAUGGUCUGUGUGUUUCAUAAGUCACUUAUGGGCAAAUCAUCUCUUGCUGCGCUGAGCAAAAGUUUCAUCCUUGGACAAAGUGUACACUAGAGUUCACAUAUACUUUCAAAAAGAAAUUAAUGUCCAAAUUCAGCUAUUAUAGUUUACGAAGGUCACUUGCAGAGAUGUUGCGAUGUCAGUACUGUCAUGUGGUACCAUUAUUAUAGGACUUUUUAAAAGUAAUAAUUGUUCAACUGUUUUUAUUGUCCAUGUUUGAUUGUGCCAUUUUAUAGCAGCACAUUUUUUUUAAUUUGCAAAACAGCACUUUUUAUGUGUAAUUUUUUUAAAGAACAGAUAAAUCAAAGAAAUGAGUUUUAAAGUUAACAAGAGUGUGGUGUUCAUUUUGUACAUAAAGCAGAGCAUCUUUUGUAUUGUUGCUCAUGGAAAGCACUUUGGGGAGAGACGUAUGUUUGUGUGAAUGUGUGUGUAAAUGUGUGUUCUAUAAAUCUUACAUUUACUUGUACAUAUUUAUACAUGUUCCUUUAUAUAAAUUUCUUUACACCUUAUUGUAUAUCUGGCUGGCUGAUUUUUAUGUAGUUGGCAAGUAUGUCAGUUACAUAUUUUAUGCCCUUAAAAGAAACUUAGAGUGCCUUUUUAUAUUAAUAUGUAUAGUUUUGUGAUUGGUUACAGUUACAUUUCAUAUAAUCAUAAAUUAUUUUUGUUUCAUUUCAUGAAGUUUUUUUUUAACAUGAAAGACAAAAUGGAAGGGUUU
Messenger RNA from Pogona vitticeps (central bearded dragon), 6806 nucleotides. It is a transcript of the gene GLIS3, whose product is annotated as GLIS family zinc finger 3. Gene Ontology annotation, molecular function: RNA polymerase II cis-regulatory region sequence-specific DNA binding; DNA-binding transcription factor activity, RNA polymerase II-specific. Gene Ontology annotation, biological process: regulation of transcription by RNA polymerase II. Gene Ontology annotation, cellular component: nucleus. Lineage: Eukaryota; Metazoa; Chordata; Lepidosauria; Squamata; Agamidae. The record is from RefSeq and is a predicted model, not a curated record.